Oncorhynchus gorbuscha (pink salmon) is the source of this 1089-nucleotide messenger RNA. RefSeq lists its product as uncharacterized. The transcript has 3 exons. The record is from RefSeq and is a predicted model, not a curated record. Bases 262 to 1089 code for a protein of 275 amino acids. NCBI's taxonomy places the organism in Eukaryota, Metazoa, Chordata, Actinopteri, Salmoniformes, Salmonidae.
GUUUAAGCACGUGGCGAACGUUGAUGACGACGUUACCAUGGCUACCAAUAAUUUCCGAUGUGACCGCUGAUCCUCCGGUUCAAAUAAAAGCCAUAUAGUUUGCCAACGUCCUACUAACAAUUUUGAUAAAGUGGAUCUGAAAUGGACGUCAAUGAUGUAGUAGUCCAGAAGCUUCACACAUAGUAUAGAACUGUGUUCUUCUCUAUCAGAGUAACAGCUGGUGAUCAAGAGGUGAAUGAAGACACUGGAGCCAGAGCCAAGAUGGCAGCCAUGGCAAGAAACAUCUCCAAGGACUGGACCUACCUCUAUGAGAGGCUCUUCUCCAAGCUGUCCGAUGAGGGCUUCCACGACAUGUGGAGCAUUGGUGGCUUCCUCGUCGUAUUCAUCUUCUGCACCAUCGUCAUCACCCUGACUCUAGCUGUCAUAUUCAGCUGGUGCUGUGGCUGGUGCUUCGAACAGCCGAUUCUGGGGUCCAGCAAGAUCAGCGUGCUGCUCUCGCCACCAGAACUGUCCAGACAGAAGUCUAUGCAGACACAGGCACCCAGUUUAUCGAAACAGAGCCUGUCCAGACAGAGGUCUAUGCAGACACAGAUACCCAGUUUAUCGAAACAGAGCCUGUCCAGACAGAGGUCUAUGCAGCCACAGACACCCAGUUUAUCAAAACAGAGCCUGUCCAGACAGAGGUCUAUGCAGCCACAGACACCCAGUUUAUCAAAACAGAGCCUGUCCAGACAGAGGUCUAUGCAGCCACAGACACCCAGUUUACCGAAACAGAGCCUGUCCAGACAGAGGUCUAUGCAGACACAGAUACCCAGUUUACCGAAACAGAGCCUGUCCAGACAGAGGUCUAUGCAGACACAGAUACCCAGUUUACCGAAACAGAGCCUGUCCAGACAGAUAUACACCUCGAGGUCUGUGAUGGAUCCAAAGCAUCCCAUAGAGUCCGUUUGGAGUCCUGAGUCUGUGCCCGAUGUGCAAAAGACUGAGAAAAGCAGCAAGAACAAGAAGUUUAAAGCUGGAUCUGUGAAAGUAAAGCAUAAAAUCCAACCUGCAUCCAGGAUUGUGAGGAACAGAGAUGUACCAGUAUAG